AUGAAAAUGCACACCGGUGAAAAACCUUUUUCGUGUAAUAUCUGUGAAUUUAGAUGUACUUUAAAAAGUAGUUUACCAAGUCAUAUGAAAAUACACACCGGAGAAAAACCUUUUUCGUGUAAUAUCUGUGAAUAUAAAUCUAUUACGAAAGGUAGUUUGAAAUACCAUAUUAUUAAAAAACACACCGGUGAAAAACCUUUUUCGUGUCAUAUCUGUGAAUAUAAAUGUAUACGAAAAAAUGAUUUGAAAACACACAUUUUAAUUCACACCGGUGAAAAGCCCUUUUCGUGUAAUAUCUGUGAAUAUAAAUGUAUGCGAAAAAGUGGUUUGAGAAGACACAUAAAAAUACACACUGGAGAAAAACCUCUUUCGUGUAAUAUCUGUGAAUUUAGAUGUAAUACAAAAAGUAAUUUGCAAAGACAUAUAAAAAUACACACCGGAGAAAAACCUUAUUCCUGUCAUAUCUGUGAAUUUAGAUGUAUUACAAAAACUAAUUUGCAAACACAUAUAAAAAUACACACAGGAGAAAAACCCUUUUUGUGUAAUAUCUGUGAAUAUAAAUGCUCACGAAAAACUGUUUUGAUAAGACACAAAAAUACACACCGUUUUAAGGGGACCUCCCACCCUCCCUCAAUCUCGCGCAUUAUAACCGUCGCCGUCAAUCCCAGCACUACCACCCCAGCACCACCACACUAG
Messenger RNA from Parnassius mnemosyne (clouded apollo), 696 nucleotides. NCBI's taxonomy places the organism in Eukaryota, Metazoa, Arthropoda, Insecta, Lepidoptera, Papilionidae. The record is from the annotation of a GenBank genome assembly.